UGCUCCGGCACUGCAGUGCUGAUUGUGAUUGAACACACACACACACAAACACACGCGCGUGCACGCACACGCACUCACACACAGGCUUGCACGUCCGAACACACGCACACAGGAGCGUAGCUGAGUAGCAAGUACUGCAGCAGCAUGCAGCAUCUGCGGCUCAGCCAUUCAGGGAAUGAAGGAAGCAGAUCGCGGGAGGGGAAAUAGUUUGCUACCUCAGACCAGCCUGCUUGUGCACCUUAGCAGAGGUGAGGAUAAUGCAUUUCAAGAGCGGAUGGCUUAUGCUAUCCUGUCUCUUCUGCACUGCCUCUGCAUCCCGCUCACCCUGCUCCUCCCACUCCAACUCUUCCUCCUCCUCCUCUCUACAGCAUCAUUAGACAGGACUACAGAUUGACCGGGACUGGCAAGCGGUGGAUGGUCAGGUUUUUUUUUUUUUUACCCCCCAGCUGAAGGAUUCUUCUGUGGCUAUGCUACAUCUGCACUCUGGCUGCUGCUGGCUGGAUUGUAACUGACUUCCGGAGCUUGAAAAUAGCACCGAAGCGUACGAGGAAUCUUGGAUGUGUGUGUAGCAUUCUGUACCAGUGUUGUCGCUGGUGCAUUUCCUUCUCUUUUUUUUUUUUUUUUGUUGUUUUUUUUUCCCUGCUGGUUGUUUUUGCCUUCUCAGAGACUGGCUAGCAGGCACUGCAGCAUCAGGACCGCAAGAUCCAUGAAGGGGUAGGGCAUGAGGACCCAGGGGCAACCCUAAGGAAGGGCUUGAGUACUUCCAUUGGUACCACUGCUAAGCUGAGCGUUUGGGACAGCAGGUGGAAGAGAAGAUGCUUAUGGCCCGAGACACGGCCCGGGAUGAGGCUCAAAAGCUACACAGGAAGUGGCUGAAGCACCAGGCCUUUAUGGCAGAGCUGGCCCGCAAUAAGGAAUGGCUGGCCAAGAUAGAACAGGAGGGUCAGGAGCUGAUCCAGGAGAAGCCGGAGCUGCGUCCGGUCGUGCAGCAGAAGCUGGAGGAGAUCAGAGAGUGCUGGUCAGACCUGGAGACCACCACCAAGGCCAAGGCCCGCCAACUCUUUGAGAACAACAAGCCGGAGCCGGCAGUGAAGAGCUACUCGGACCUCGACAGCCAGCUGUCCCACCUGGAGCAGCAGCCCCCACAGCUGGAACAGGCACACCACCUGCCCACCUUCAAUGAACAGCUCCAGAAAUUCCAGGCGAUGGAGUCUCAGAUCGGGGACUUCUACAAGGACAUGGGGGAGCUGGGAGGCCUGCAGGGCCUCAGCCUUCCCCAGCGAGGCCUGGUGGCGGGUGAGAAGGAGGGCGGCGAGCAGUCGGGUGAGGUGGAGACCCGCAUCGUUCGCCUCAUCGAGCCUCUGAAGGAGCGGCGCCGCAUCCUGCUGGCUUCCAAGGAAAUGCACCAGGUUGCCCAGGAUCUGGAGGAUGAAAUUAUGUGGAUCCAAGAAAGGCUUCCUUUAGCGUCGUGUAAGGAUUAUGGGAAUAACCUCCAGAGUGUGCAGCAGCAUGUCAAAAAACACCAGACACUCCAGAGAGAGCUGACGGGGCGGCGGGCUCGGAUCGAGGAGGUCUUGGAUCGGGCCGCCAUCAUCGCCUCGCUAAGAACUCCAGAGGUGGACUUCGUGCGCGAGGGAGCGGGGCACGUGCGCCAGCUUUGGGAGGUGCUGCAGCUGGAGACGGAGAGGCGCUCCGUGAUGCUGGACGCCGCCCUGCAGUCUCAGCAGUACUACAGCGAGGCCGCCAAGGUGGAGUCCUGGCUGUCGGGGCAGAAGCUCCACGUUGCCAACGAAGAGAAAGGCACGGAUGAGGCGAACACCCUGCAGCUGCUGAAGGCUCACCUGGCUCUGGAGCAAACAGUGGAAACGUAUGCAGAGACCGUAGGCAUGCUCUCCCAGCAAUGCCAGCAUUUACUGGAGCUGGGACACCCAGAGAGUGAGCAGAUCACUAAGCAGCAGUCCCACAUCGACCGACUGUAUGUGUCCCUGAAAGACAUGGUGGAGCACAGAAAAACCAAACUGGAGCAGCAGUACUGGCUCUACCAGCUCAACAAGGAAGUUGAGGAGUUAGAGAAAUGGAUCACUGAGCGCGAGGCCGUGGCCAGUUCCACCGAGCUGGGCCACGACCUUGAGGAAGUGACGGUGCUUCAGGAGAGGUUCACCAAGUUUGCCUCCGAAACCAACAGCGUCGGCGAGCAGCGCAUGGAGCAGGUGAACAAAAUGGUGAACGAGAUGAUCGACUGCGGUCACUCGGACGCUGCCACCAUCGCCGAGUGGAAGGACGGCCUGAACGAGUCGUGGGCCGACCUCCUGGAGCUCAUGGAGACGCGCAGGCAGAUGCUGGCUGCGUCCCAACAGUUGCACAAGUUCUUCACCGACUGCAAAGAGGUCUUGGCUCAGAUCACGGGGAAGAUGAAGCAGCUGCCAGAGGUGAGGGCGUGCCAGGCCAACAUCACCAAUCCAGCCACCCUGCAGAGACUCAUGCACUCCUUUGAGCAUGCCCUUCAACUGCUAGUCGCGCAGGUGAGGCAGCUCCAGGAGAACGCUGCCCAGCUCAGGACCAUCUACGCUGGCGAAAAGGCAGAGGCCAUCAUGGUGAAAGAGCAGGAAGUCAUGGACGCUUGGAAGGAACUGCUGAGCUCCUGCGAGGCCAGUCGCAUCCAGGUGACUUCAGUGACCGACAAGGUGCAGUUCUUCUCGGUGGUGCGUGAAAACCUAAUGUGGAUGGAAGGCAUCAUGGGCCAAAUAAGAUGGGAUGAGCCAAGGGACCUGACGGCUCUGGAAGUGAUGAUAAAACAUCACCAGGAUCUAAAAGCCAAAGUAGACGGCCGCAGCAAGACCAUCCAGCAGUGUGCAGACCUCGGCAAGAUUUUGAUAGCUGCAGGCAACCCAGCGUCAGAGGAGAUACAAGAGAAGUUGGACAGUCUACUCACAAAGCAGAAGGAUCUGGUCGAAAAGUGGGACAAACACCAGGAAAGGUUACUACGGAAGCAAGAACACUUCCAGUUUGCCCAGGAGACGGUGAAGGCAGAAGCCUGGCUGAAAGCCAAGGAGCCACUGAUGAGCUCCAAGCAGCAAGAGGGAGAAGAGGCCCGGGCCCAAACAGACGAGGUUGAGCAGCUCAUACUUCGCCACGAGGCCUUCCGCAAGGCCGCUGUAACCUGGAAAGAACGCUUCAGCUCCCUCCGCCAGCUUUCUGCAGCCGAGAAGAAAAAAGAGGAGGAAAAAAAGACAACCCCACUCUCCAGUCGAAGAAUGUUCCCGUUAUCAUGUCUGACUCCCAGUGUCCCUUCAACCAGUGCUACCUCUUCUUACUUGAGGCAGACAAUACAGGCUCAAAUAGAACCCAAACCCUUCCAGACCAGUUUUGACCUGGGUACCAGUUCUGCAGCCCACAGAUUGUCUACAACACUCGCCAGCUAUAAUCCAGUUAUUAACGGUUCAGGCUACCAUGGACUGGAGCAACAGUGCGUUGGAAAAGUAGGACACAACUCAUACCUGGGGAUGAACCAACAGGUGGCUGGAGCUGGAAGUGACUCUGGCUUAUCAGCAUCCCAGAGUGGAGGGGCAGACAGCUCGACUUACCACGGAAUAAACCACCAAACUCCUGGUAGUGCAGAGAGUUCUGGAUACUUUGGAGUCACCACAGGGUGUUUGGGUGGUUUGCAAAAUCAUCUAGGUGCUGGUAAGUUAGGCAGUUCAGGAAACAUAGCUCAGCAGCCAAGCAGCGGCAGUAUGGUAAGCCCUAGCUUUUUGCCUCAACAAAAUAUGGGCAGUUCUGGAUAUUUGGCCCAACCACAGAAUUUGGGAAGUUCGGGAUAUCUUGGACAGCAGUCUAAUAUGGGAAGCUCUGGAUAUUUGGCACAGCAGCCUAACCUGGGGAGCUCUGGGUAUUUGGCCCAACAGUCGAAUUUGGGCAGUUCUGGGUAUUUGGCACAACAGCCUAAUUUGGGGAGUUCUGGAUAUUUGGCACAGCAGCCUAAUCUGGGGAGUUCUGGAUAUUUGGCACAACAGCCUAAUCUGGGUAGUUCUGGAUAUUUGGCACAACAGCCUAAUCUGGGUAGUUCUGGGUAUUUGGCACAACAGCCUAAUUUGGGGAGUUCAGGAUACCUACCGCAGAAUUACCAGGGCAGUGGUGGAAUGGGAAGCUCGGGUUUUUUGGCACAAAAUCACUACAGCAGCGGAAGUCUGGGCAGCUCUGGUUUCCUGGCCCAGAGUGGAGGCAUCAUGGACCCUAAAAUGGCAUAUGCAUGGCAGCACCUGAAAGCUGACUUCAUGCAGCCCAGGAUCAACCACAUCCACAAAGCUAUAAAUCCUCUAUUAGAGGCCAGCAGGCUGCAGCGAGAACAGUUCGGAGACAUCCCAAUGGCAGACAUGGUGGGACCAGAAUCAGGACUGGAGCUUCUCCAUGGCCGUCUCCAGAGGGAUCCCCGCGGCAGCCGCUCGGAUCCACAGAUGGACCAUCUGAGGCGGGAAAGGGAGUACAAGCUGGGAAGACAGACCUCCAGUGAACAGGAAAUCCAGGCCAGGCUGAAUGAGCUGCCGCUGAUAGUGCGGCAGGAACGCUACAGAAGGCGCGUAGAGCGGCAGUCGUCCAGCGAACAAGAAGGGAGCAACAAGCAGAGGAUACAGAGACAGGACUCCAGUGACAUGGAGGGCUCUGUGAAGGACGGCUCUGACAAACGCUCAGGGGAGAAGAGAUCUACGAUGGCAGAAAUUGUGGAACAAGUCCAGGAAAGAGAGGCGGCACAUGCACGUGGAGAACCCUAUCGUCCUCCUAGCAGCCUCUCAGCGCCUGUGACUCGUUUUGAUGGACGACCCCGCGCCCGAGACCGUCCCAAGCCAAGGAGGCGGCCCCGUCCGAAAGAGCCUGAGACAACUCGUCGUUCUCGUUCGGCCCCGGCAACUGGUGCCCCAACCACACCUCAGCCUCCGUCAGACACUGCCCAAAAUGAAGGCUUCCUCUAUCGUAAAAAGGCCACCAGCACUGACCUUGAAGCUCAGCAGAGGAGCCCUAACAGCAAAUCAUGGGUGAACGUAUACUGUGUGCUGAAGGAGGGAAAGUUGACUUUCUAUAAGGAUGCUAAGAAUCUGACUGCAACAUACAACGGGGAGCCUUCUGUUGACAUGAGUGACUGCAAAUUUGAUCCUUCAAUGGGCUACAAGAAGAAGAAAAAUGUCUUCAUACUUCAAGUAAAUGAUGGAACCAACUUUGUAUUCCAUGCUAAAGAUGAGGAGGACCUGAAGGCGUGGACCUCAAGUAUCACCACAAGUAUUGCUGAGCAAGACGACCUGGCCAAGUGGGACAAACCUGGCACCUCGUCCAUGGACCCCGACCGCUCAGAGAGGAAGGAGAAGUCAGAGGGGGACGCAGAUGCCAGGUCAGAGAGGUCCGAGCUGGUGGAGGGGGAGGAGAGGUCCGAGAAAGGCGAGGGCUCCGAAAAGCUAGACACAUCUGAAAUUGCUGACAAGCUAGAGGGUGGGGCGGGGGGCUCCAGCACAUCUGGCAGGAGCAAAUGAUCAAUCCCUUUGUGUUUUAAUGUUAUUGUUAAAUGUCACCGACAAAAGGCAAAGGAAGCAGGGGGUGGGAGGGAGGGACAGGUGGAGAGCAUGUUUGCAGACCCUCCGUCACAGAGGCUAAAGACCCUCUGAGGCCACGGUUCCUGGACUGACUACUGCUGUAACUGUGACCAGACUAAUCUCUCAGCCCAUCCCCUUCACCCGGGCAAUACAUCCGUGCUUGCAUAGUGCCACCUGCUGGUUGAUAACGGAGAUCAAGUCCAGACAGACRGACAGUCUCCAGCAAAUGGUCCCAGGAAUUAGUCACUGUCACUUUCCAUUGCUGAUUGUUUGAUCUAAUGAAUUCACAGCAUCUUUCUGUAUGUAUCUCUGAAAAUGUAAUGCUCUGUCUAACAAGACAAAUCCGAGAAGCGGUGAAUGAAAUGUUUCACGUCAAUACGGAGGAGAAAAAAAAAAUUCUUCUUUUUUUUUUUUUUUGAAGCAAUAUACUUUGUUUUUAUUUUUUCCCUCUUUGCCAGAGAAACAGAGGGGAUGAAACAAAAAGUAAUUUAACACAAAAAAAAAAGACGAAAGCUACGAUUUGUCUCCUAAACUUUCUCCAGGCAGUUGUGCACCUUACCACUUGACACAUCUGUACAGUAAACAUGACAUUUAUCCCCCAUCACAUGGCUAGCUUUGGAUCAUGUUAAUAUAUUGGAAUGCUGGUGUCACCACCUAACUUCAGUGGAGUCAGUGAAAACACAUUUCUACCGUUUCAUUUUGGUUUCUAUUACGACAGUUAUUAAACUUAUUUGUCCACGAUGUUUUAUGUGUCAAGAAAAGAGAUUCCUGCAAAAUUUCAACCCAUUAACCCGAGGUGUGUAACACUAAGCCUACAAGACACAAUGCCUUUGUAUACAUGAUGACAAAACUUGGAACAUUGCAUGAAAUGGUCUGUUACUGCACCUGUUAAACUUGCCUUUUAUUUUUCUGAUCUUGUCACAGAACAGGCGACGAGGGAGUUGCAAUAAUUUAACGUGAGCUCGGGUUAAGAGGGGGGCGGAGUCGAGAGGGACGUUUCAAAAGCAGGGUUCGCCUUUUGCAUACUGAGCAUCAAAAAAAACAACAGCAACAACAAAAAAACAGGGGGGCUGUUUGGAACUCUCCAAAGCCCAGACAGCCCCUCUGCUGUCUGUAAUUUGUUAGUGCAAAUUUAGUUUCCACAGAAUGUACUGAUAUCAGCUGUGAAAUGUUCAACCGCCGCCAGACGACAGUCGGCGGCGCCCUAAAUUGUAACGCCCUGAAGUCGUGCUCUUUGCCCCCGUGUCCUUUCGUUCAGAGUUUAAACCGACUGAAGCCUCUCCACCAAAGGCAAGUUCAUUGGAAAAACUGUCAUGAAUUGUAUAUACCUAACUUUGUAUGUAUACCAGUAAACCCUGUGCUCUAAAUAAAACAACUCUGAGCUCAUAACUGACGUGGGUAAAACCUAAGCAUUUAUUUUAAGCCACAAAGAGAACCGUGUAUUGAUGUUUAUCACAUUUAAAUGAAAAAUAUGCAAAUUAGGACUCACUAUUAAUUCUCAUAGAGUGUAUAUAUAAAUACACCGGUACAGCAUCUAGUUCUAUUUAAAAAAAAAAAAUUAAAAAAAACUUUUACCAGGGAGGAGCAGCAGGACAUCCUGUUGGCAUGCUUCUUGUAUUUUUCUAUGCCUAUAUUUAUUCAUGUCAGAUUCAGGAGUUUUUUGUCCCUAAGAAGAUCUGGUUGAUGUAGCUGAUUGAGUGUGUCUGUGACAGGAGAGUUAAAUGUGUGUGUUACAAACCUACCCAGCCCGCUGCAGGUGGCAUAAGGUAUGGUAUACUGUGAACGCUGAGAGGAAUAGGCAUCGGUCCACUUCUCGUUUGUCACGUGAGAUUCACUUUUCUUUUAUUUAUUGAUUUAUUUAUUUUUUACACACGUGAGUACAAAUAAACUUUCUGUAACGUCGACAUAAAAUGUGGUUUGAAUUGCAGUAUUAAAGGAGCUCCACAGCCUCACUGUGCAGAAACGGGCAGCAAACAGUUCAGAUCUUUUUCUCUUUUUUUUCCAGAUUCUCUUGUUAUGCCGUUUCCCGUGUUCCCAUCCUACCCAUCCUGCACCUCUCCUGUGUAAAAAAAAAAAAAAAAAAAGGCUUCUAAAAUAUAUGUCUUCCUUUCAAAGACGGAACACCAAAAGUACAUAUGCGAGAUGCAGCACUGUUUGAACACGCUGACAUGAGGAUUGUGGUGUGUCUCUCUACACUACUGUAAUUUUUUUUGGACAAGGAUAAGAAACCAUUGCUUUUAUUUGUGAGCUAUUGUUUUAGGGGUUUUUACAUAAGUGCCAUGUCAUGCAGUCUGCUCUAACCGUGCUUCACAAAGAGGGUCGUUCUAAUCCACUGGAAACGCGACCGGCAGCCAUUGCGAAACAUAUUUUUUAACAGAAUUAGGAGCAUUUUCCUGUGGCUGUGAUUGUCCUGGUUUUGUGGCGGAUAUUAAGGCCACGCCAACAUGUGCAUUUGAAGUGUUUGCUUCCCACCACUUUUAUGAAACACACAGGGGGAUAUUUACCACUAUGUUAAAACAGAGCCAGAAUUAGAUAGGCAGCAUAAUCCAUGACUGAAGACAGAAAUAUUGUGCAAACUUUGUUGACUUUAUUGAUGGUCUUACAAGUGUGUAUGUCUUUGUUACUUUACAAUACAACUUGCUGCUAUGACAUUAAAUAAACCUCCAAACUUGC
Messenger RNA from Poecilia reticulata (guppy), 8252 nucleotides. It is a transcript of the gene sptbn4a, whose product is annotated as spectrin, beta, non-erythrocytic 4a. The record is from RefSeq and is a predicted model, not a curated record. Gene Ontology annotation, molecular function: protein binding. Lineage: Eukaryota; Metazoa; Chordata; Actinopteri; Cyprinodontiformes; Poeciliidae.